AUGUCAAACGCGUAUUGGGCAGAAGCUAGUCAUUUUCUCAAUGAGCAAAUGGAUUAUGAACUCAUGCAGGAUGCAAUGCUACAGCCAAAAGACCGCGAGUCUGCUUUCCAGCACUUGGCACUAUUGUAUAUCAAGUAUAUUCAAGUCUUUCGAAAACUUGAGGAUGCAUACCACCAAAUCUUACAUCCUCAAAAAAGACGGCUUUUAAAAGAGGUUGUCAUGGCAGUCGCUGGUCGUGUCCUUGAAAUCAAACAUCAUAUCGUUGGUAUUGAGUAUUCAGAUUUCCAAAACUACAAUGAUAUCUUACUGGACCUGAAACUCACGCCCGAUCAUUUGCGUAUAAGUAUUCCGCGAUACUUUGUUGAAGAUCGUCAUCAAGAAAUUCAAGCCAGAAAAGAGUUACUCAAUCAGCUCAGUGCAAAACCAUUUGGAUUUGGCGAAUCUGCUCAAAAAUUUCCAGAAAUGAGUAUCCUUGAAGCAAUCAAAAUCAUUCAAAUCAACGAAAGAGGUCGACAAGGAAAACUACGAGCAAAAUAUAUGCGCGACAUCAAACUCCAAACCCAACACGAAAAGGAAAUGAUUGGAAAUGAAGAUGAAAACGAAGUGAACGAUGCUGCACUGAAAAUACAAAAAGUAUAUCGCGGCUACAAAGCAAGACUGUAUUUCAAAAAAGCUUUGCACAAUGAGCUGGUAUUUCUUGGAAUGCAGGAUAUGUCACGAGAUCCAAAAGUUGACCCAAUAGUCAAAGCUAAUACCAAUCGUGCGCGAAGAAAGAUUCUUCAGCAACAGUACGAGGAAGAUUAUUUACAAGCAUUGAUCAACACAAAAGAAAAGAUUCUCAAAGUCGAAGGAUCAGAUAUGAAGGAAGCUAUCCAGGACGACUUUCGUCAGUGGUAUAUGGAGUAUAAAAGGUCAAAUGGAAAGUUUCCCGAGUUUCCUCCUGAUGAGAAAUGGCAACAACCUGGAUUUAAAUUUACACAGCAAGAUAGUGCUGAGCCUACAAGUAGUGACAAAUCCAAGAUUGAAGAAAAACCUGCAACAGCAGCAUCUACAAAAGAUCCCAAAAAAAGUAAUCAAAAAAGCGAUGGCAAAAAAGAUGCUAAAAAGGACACGAAAAAAGGAGCUAAAGACAAGCCUGAUGAAGAGGUGGUAGAGGUUCAAUUCAAAUACGAUCAAUCCGAGUAUCUGACAUGCAUUUCCAACAAUCAGUCAGAAUACGUUGCUAAAUGGAAAACCAAGGACGAGACUGAAAAUUUUGCUCAAAAACAUGAUCAAGAAAUUAUCAAAACAGACAAACGUCGCGAAGUGGAAGCCGAGUAUGUGUUUGAUAUUUUACAAGACGAGCUUAAAAACUUGAAGCUUGCUGUUGAACGGGAAAAAAAUGCCAAAGGAAAAAAGACUAAAGGAAAAAGUGGGAAAAAAGGUGGGAAAAAAGGGAAAAAGGGAAAGAAAGGAGGAAAAAAGGAAAAGGGGAAAAAAGGGAAAAAAGAGAAAGACAUUACUGCAAAUCGAACCAUGGAGUCUCUUGUGGAGGAGCUUAUUCAAACGGGAAUUUUGCAAAAGCAUACUGAUGUAUCUCUUGACAAAUUUAUUGGAGAAUUCAACGUUAUGGAUGGAUCGGUCACUAGAGAAACAGUAAUAUAUCCAUCCAUGGCAGAACUUCAAAGAGUGAUGGUGGAAUAUUGCGUUUUACCAAUGUGUUUGAGUCACCAGCCUUUGGAACUUCCUAAAGUGGUAUCAAUUCUACUUUUUGGAUCACACGGUACAGGUAAAUCUAUGCUUGUGCAAGCUCUAGCUACAGAAACAGGUGCACAAAUCUUCAAUCUCUCUCCCCGGAAUACAGUCGGCCAAUUCCAAGGGAAAAACAACGUAACAAAAAUGAUCCAUAUGAUAUUUAAAGUUGCUCGUGCACAAACUCCUGCCAUCAUCUACGUUGACAAUAUCGAGAUGGUGUUUGCAAAAAAAGUACCCAAAGACGAUACAUCUGAUCCCAAGCGAAUCAAAAAAGACUUGAUCAAAAGCAUCAAAAGCAUUCGAGAUUUAAACGGAAGGGUUAUUUUUAUUGGAACAAGCAGUAAACCCUGGGAUGCAGAUGUAAAGGCCAUGUUACCACUGUUUGAUAAAGUUAUCUUGUGUCCCAAGCCAGACUACUCGUCAAGAAUGCAAUUGUGGAAACAGUUUAUUUCUGAACGAUGUGGCGAAAGAUAUGCAACAAUAAAUAUAAGCUUGUUGGCAAAAAUAACAAACGGAUGCUCGGCAGGGACAAUCAAAAUGAUCUGUGACCACGUUUUAACUGAUCGUCGAAUCAAACUACUGCGAACUAAAUGUCUAGCAACAGCCGAGUUUGUUGAGCACAUACUGAGUUCUCCUAUCGAAAACAAGGAAGAAGACAAACUAUACAAGGAUUUUUUCGAAAAAACACCACUAUUAAAAAAGCGUGCUGGACUUUUUGUUGUGCCAGAUGAGGAAGAAGACUCUGGUAAAAAGGGGACAAAGGGUAAAAAAGACAAGGAUCCCAAAAAAAAGAAAUAA
Messenger RNA from Batrachochytrium dendrobatidis JAM81, 2532 nucleotides. RefSeq lists its product as uncharacterized. The record is from RefSeq and is a predicted model, not a curated record. Gene Ontology annotation, molecular function: protein binding; ATP binding; ATP hydrolysis activity. Bases 1 to 2532 code for a protein of 843 amino acids. Lineage: Eukaryota; Fungi; Chytridiomycota; Chytridiomycetes; Rhizophydiales. The transcript has 13 exons.